AUGGCAUUGCUAACGGGUGUCCAAGCAGAUGGGUCGGUUCUACCAGAGUCUGAAAAAGUCUUCAGCAGGCCUCUGCGAAUGGAACAAGAGAUCAAUGAGCAGCUCAACACAUCAGCCCUAAACACAGCCUUGGCCUUUGAACCUUACCGUGACCUUGCCACCAGAGCCAACUCCACGCCCGGUGUCCAGAUCCAGCACAACAUCUUGUUCUCGCCCUUGGGCCUGGCAUCUGCUCUGGCCCUGCUGUCCCAAGUGACUGGGUCCGAGAGUCGGAGCCAGGCCCUGGAGGCCUUGGGGCUGGCAGCCAACUCUACAGAGCAGAGCUUGGAAGCCACCAUAUCUGCUCUCACAGAUCUGCAACACAGCCUCGCUCUCCAGGAGGGUGGGGGCGACAAUGGGGUGCAAAGGGCAGAGUCCGCAGGCGAAACUGAAGUUGGGAUUGGGGCCACACGAGAGGGGGACAUCGGAGGGGCAGAUGCUGGAGACAGAGCCGAUGUAGAUAAUGUUUUAGAGGCGAGAAAUGGAACUGAGGAUGGGGUUCAUCCUGGCGUUCAGUUAAGACUUUGGAACAGCCUACAUGUUGAUGGGAAACCUUUACUAGACUAUGACAGCUUUUUGUCCAGGCCUCAGCAAACUGGACCCUCCGCCUUUAACAUCAGCUUAGACACGUUGAUGAAAGACUUGGAAGCCUCUGAUAAACUUGAAUUUAGCAAUUAUGUGUAUUUCAAAGGUCGUCUGCCAUUUGAGAAGCUCCACACACUGCCACGAAGCUUCCAGCUGAACGCCACCAGCAGCGUGGAGGUCUCCAUGAUGUUCAGGGACGACUCUUCUGAGGUGAUGAUGCUGUACGACACCAACUGCUCGGCCACAGUGGUGCGGCUGGAGUAUUCAGAGCGCCUGGCCUCGUUGCUGCUGCUCCCUAAAGCCGAGCUGCAGCCGCUGGAGGACUGCCUCUCCGACAGCCGCAUGAGCUUCUGGCUCAGCAACCUGAAGCCGGGACGGGCAGAAAUCCUUUUCCCUAAGUUCCAUCUAAGGAAAUCCUACAAUUUGGACAGCCUCCUGAGGAACUCUGGGGUAUCAUCUAUUUUCUCGGACUCAGCCGAUUUUGCAAGAAUAUCACGGAAGACGCUGAAACUCGUCAAAGCUCCUCAUGAGGUUAUGCUGGAGGUGGAAGAAACCGAAUCAGAUGACGGGGGGAGGCCUGACAUACUGCUGGACUUCUCUGUCCCCCCGAGGAUCACCUUUAACAGACCAUUCAUGCUCAUAAUCUAUGACGAUCUCACGGGGCUCAUCCUGUUAAUGGGGAGAAUUAUCGAUCCAACAGAAGUCUAG
Messenger RNA from Notothenia coriiceps (black rockcod), 1332 nucleotides. The record is from RefSeq and is a predicted model, not a curated record. NCBI's taxonomy places the organism in Eukaryota, Metazoa, Chordata, Actinopteri, Perciformes, Nototheniidae.